Uncinocarpus reesii 1704 is the source of this 1482-nucleotide messenger RNA. RefSeq names its product protein phosphatase PP2A regulatory subunit B. Gene Ontology annotation, molecular function: protein binding; protein phosphatase regulator activity. Gene Ontology annotation, biological process: peptidyl-serine dephosphorylation. The transcript is spliced from 5 exons. Gene Ontology annotation, cellular component: cytosol; protein phosphatase type 2A complex. The coding region runs from base 1 to 1482 and encodes 493 amino acids. NCBI's taxonomy places the organism in Eukaryota, Fungi, Ascomycota, Eurotiomycetes, Onygenales, Onygenaceae. The record is from RefSeq and is a predicted model, not a curated record.
AUGGGUGACGGAGAUCAGGCUUCACUUACGUGGAAAUUUACACAAUGCUUUGGUGAUAAGGGUGAUGUCGAAGAUAUAACUGAAGCCGACAUUAUCUCCACUGUCGAAUUCGAUCAUACCGGUAACUAUUUGGCCACUGGCGACAAAGGGGGUCGAGUCGUCCUUUUUGAGCGGAAUGAGACGAAAAAAACAUGCGAAUACAAAUUUCAUACGGAAUUCCAGUCCCACGAGCCGGAGUUCGAUUACCUUAAAUCAUUGGAAAUUGAAGAAAAGAUUAACAAGAUAAAAUGGUGCAGACGACAGAAUGCUUCUCAUUUCCUCCUUUCAACAAACGACAAGACUAUAAAGCUCUGGAAGGUGUUUGACAAAUCUUUGAAGGUCGUCGCAGAGAAUAACCUUUCCCAUGAUCUGACUCCGGGUAGCGCCGUUGGUGGAGGAGGUGUCCCACGAGCGCCGCGCAUUCCAUUGAAGGACGCAUCUGCCCUCAAGUUGCCUCGCAUGACACAUCAUGAUACCGUAGUUGCGGCGGUUCCGCGACGUAUUUACGCCAACGCUCAUGCCUAUCAUAUCAACUCCAUAUCCGUUAACAGUGACGGAGAGACGUUUAUCAGUAGCGACGAUCUCCGCAUCAAUUUAUGGAACUUGAAUAUUCAAGAUCAGAGUUUCAACAUUGUCGAUAUCAAGCCUGCGAAUAUGGAAGAAUUGACGGAAGUCAUCACUGCCGCAGAAUUUCACCCCAUUAGUUGCAACUGGUUUAUGUAUGCUAGCUCCAAGGGAACGAUCAAGUUGGCCGACAUGAGGCAAAGUGCUCUUUGCGACAACCAUACCAAACAAUUCGAACAAGAAGAGGAAGUUUCUACUCGAUCUUUCUUUUCUGAAAUCAUUUCAUCCAUCUCUGAUGUCCGCUUCUCCCACAAUGGGCGCUAUAUUGUCUCCCGAGACUACCUUACCGUGAAAAUCUGGGAUGUCAACAUGGAACGUCAACCACUCAAAACUAUUCCGAUCCACGAACACCUUCGGCCACGGUUAUGUGACACUUAUGAAAAUGAUAGCAUCUUCGAUAAGUUUGAGGUUGUCUUCUCCGGCGAUACGAAGCAUGCCAUGACUGGAAGUUAUAACAACAACUUUAUGAUUUAUCCUACGGAUCCAAGUCUAGAAACUGAAGUCGUUCUCCAGGCGGAUAAAGCUGCAUUCAAGGCAAAGAAGGUUGGCGUUCCAACUCCUAUCAAUUCCUCCAUCUCGACCAAUGCUGGCAAUAAAAAGAGCGGAUCAAGAGCUGGUAGCCCUGCUGGGAUGGGAGGUCGCAUGCGAAAAGAAACAGAUGCCGAUCAAAUUGAUUUCAACAAGAAGAUUCUACACAUGAGUUGGCAUCCAUUUGAAGACAGUAUCGCUAUUGCUGCUACCAACAAUGUAAGUCUCCAUCAUCAACUUCCAUUUCAAGCAAUUGAGUGCCAUAAUACUAACGGCUCUUGUAUUCUCUAG